AUGCCUGCCUUUGACACCUUCUUAUCCUACCUCAUCACUAUUCUCAUAGUUUCUCGAGCUCAGGAACUCGUGGUCUCCCAGCCCAGGUCUGCGCAAGGCACUGAAGGCAGGUCUAUCACCUUAAGGUGUUCCUACAACUAUAUCUCCAAGCCAAAGGUUGGCAGCUACCAGUGGGUGAAGGAUCCAGGCCUGGUGGUGGUCAAAAACUCCACCCCAGAAUUCACGGGAAGGGUGAAUUGCACCUCCGACCACCACUUCCUCUUGGACCAGAGAGCAGACUUAGAGAUACGAGAUCUGAGACAUUAUGACUCGGGGAUAUACAGAUGUGUGGUGAGCCUCUACGGUGUACAAGAAGCCUCAGGAAAUGGGACUAAGCUCCAAGUGAUGAAAGCAGCAGGAGCUUCUAAGGACAAUGAAAAGGAAAAGGGUGUCUCACUGCUGAUGGGGCUUGGGCCAGGCCUGGGCUCUGUCCUGGUGGCCUCUGCAGCUGUUCCCCUGAUGUUUCUGUACUGUAGGAAGAGACAAGGUGAGAAUGAAGAAGGAAGACCUUGA
Molecule: messenger RNA, 552 nt
Organism: Heteronotia binoei (common prickly gecko)
Lineage: Eukaryota; Metazoa; Chordata; Lepidosauria; Squamata; Gekkonidae
Product: natural cytotoxicity triggering receptor 3-like
Exons: 2
Coding region: 1-552 (183 amino acids)
Biological process (GO): positive regulation of natural killer cell mediated cytotoxicity; immune response-activating cell surface receptor signaling pathway
Source: RefSeq, a predicted model, not a curated record